CCACCGGAAAUGGCCUGUGUGCCCGACAAAGGCGUCCGGGCGCGGCCGGAGAGGAGGAGACCUGACCGGGUAUGGCGUCGGGAACAUCCGGCAGUGCCCCGGGCUCGCGCAGGGGUCGGGGCGGGAGCCGCUCGCGGCGGCCCCCAACUUGGGAGCUCUCGGACUCGGACGCCGAAGACUCCACCAGCGCAGAGGCUGCCGAGAAGGCCCGGGACCCAGUCGAGAAGCGCCAGGUGGCAGAGGAGGCGCUGCGGCUGCUGCGGCCUGACCAGGCCCUGAGGCGCCUCACGGUGCGCGUGGACCCAGGUGUGGCUGAGGCCAUUCUGGAAGAUGCGAGUGCAGACGUCUUGAUGGAGGCCCUGGAGGCUUUGGGCUGUGAGCAUCACAUCGAGCCCCAGCGCCCCACGCGGAGCCUCCGGUGGAGCCGAAUGAAGCCCGACUCUUGUCCUUGCCCCUACAGCGUGUCUCCUGAGGUGUGGGAGGCAGAGGAACCUGAACUGCUGCUGCUUCUGGAGCCUGAGGAGUUUCUGUAUGGCGUCGCCCAACUGACUCAGGUCUCUAGCCCAGCCUGCACUGUGCCCUGGAGCUUUCCUGAGAUUCCCUCCUGCCCCCAUCUGGCCAUCAUUGGGCUGGACGCUUACCUGUGGUCUCACCAGCCCAUCCCCAAGGAGGCACACCAGCCAGAGAGUCCAGAGGUGGCCCAUGCCAAGGUGGCUGUUGGCUGGCCAGAGGUGGAGGAGGCCUUGGUGCUCCUGCAGCUCCGGGCAAAUAUAGAUGUGUUGCUGGUGGCCUCCUGGAAGGAGCUGAGUCAGCAUGUCUGCGCCAUCACCAAAGCCCUUGCUCAGCGCCCCUUCAAGCAGUACCAGGAGUCCCAUGCCUUUUCCUUCUGCACCGCAGGACGCUGGGCAGUGGGCAAGCCAGUGACAAGAGAUGGCACAGGGCUGCAGAGGGCCUGGUGGAGGCAGAUCAGGCAGUUUAAUCGGGUCAGCCCAGCUGUGGCUGAUGCUGUUGUCAAUGCCUUCCCCUCCCCCCGCCUCUUACAGCAGGCACUCAAGGCCUGCAGCACAGAGCAGGAACGCAUGGGCCUCCUGGCUGACCUCCCUGUGAAGGCUGGUAAGGGCACACGGCCCCGUAGAGUGGGGCCUGACCUCUCCCAUCGCAUCUGCCUCUUCCUGACCACCACCAACCCUGACCUCCUGUUGGACCUGGGCUCCUGACCACAGCUGCAGGACGUGGUGGGGCCUCCUCUCCUGUCUACCAGUAGGAUGGUACACAGCCUCAGGGACUGACUGGAUGGGAUACCUUGAGGGGCAGGGAGGGGGCAAAACUAGUACCCUUAGCCUAGGAAGGGUUCUCACUCUCUGGGUGGGUGUGACCUCACAGGUAGAACAAAGGGUGACAGGGAGAGUUCUUGAAUAACGGAUGAGCAGAUGAGCAAGUUAUUGUCUACUAGGUAGCAUGUAGGUAGAGGGUCUGGGCAGUGAGGGGGCUUCACAUGCCCUUGGCCCAGGACAUAAUGGCCAUGGGGAGCCUAGCAGCAGGGCUCUAUGUCCAGCUAGGACAAUCUGGGGGGCAGCAGAACAGCCAGGUCCCCUAUGCCACCUGGAGGCUUAGGUGGCAUCCUCUGAGAGAAGCAGUUAGGAAAUUUCUAGGUAGCAAGGGUGUCAGGAUGGAGUCAGACGCAAUAGGAGAAAACCCAUAGACGACCAGUGAGCCCCAGGCCUCCCUGUGUGGGUUUGCUUAAUCUCACAGUUGUGUGCAUGUUAGAGUUAGACUCUUAUGUUUAUUACAGUCACGGAAGUCUCUGUGACAGAGGAGCAGCCAGUCACAUGCAAAGCAAGUUAGGAAAAAACCAAGGCCACAGAAACAGGACAGCCAAACUCCAAGGAGGCCCUUCUCCUCAGGCAGCAGAUAACAGCCCCCUGGGAGACUCAAGGCU
This is a messenger RNA of Otolemur garnettii (small-eared galago), 1939 nucleotides long. RefSeq names its product essential meiotic structure-specific endonuclease subunit 2 (gene EME2). Bases 72 to 1217 code for a protein of 381 amino acids. NCBI's taxonomy places the organism in Eukaryota, Metazoa, Chordata, Mammalia, Primates, Galagidae. The record is from RefSeq and is a predicted model, not a curated record. Gene Ontology annotation, cellular component: nucleus; Holliday junction resolvase complex. Gene Ontology annotation, biological process: resolution of meiotic recombination intermediates; mitotic intra-S DNA damage checkpoint signaling; double-strand break repair. Gene Ontology annotation, molecular function: DNA binding; nuclease activity. The transcript is spliced from 8 exons.